Molecule: messenger RNA, 1566 nt
Organism: Magnolia sinica
Lineage: Eukaryota; Viridiplantae; Streptophyta; Magnoliopsida; Magnoliales; Magnoliaceae
Product: methionine gamma-lyase
Exons: 2
Coding region: 103-1443 (446 amino acids)
Biological process (GO): transsulfuration
Cellular component (GO): cytoplasm
Molecular function (GO): carbon-sulfur lyase activity; pyridoxal phosphate binding
Source: RefSeq, a predicted model, not a curated record
GGCCGAUAACCUCCCUUUUUAAAGAGCCCUUUCCUGCAACUGCUCUCUCUCUCUCUCUCUCUCUCUCUCUCUCUCUCUCUCCAUCCUUUCACUGUUUCUGCCAUGGCCGAUACCCAAGAACGAAACGCUACGAAACAUACUGAAGCAAAGAAACGGAAGAUCAUGCCGUUCCCCUGCAGCCACGACGCCAUCAAGAAGUCAGCGUCGUGCGAUCCGGCGCAAGCGCUUGCGAACGCGCGGCACGAGUUCGGCGAGCACGGUGGCGUGAACAUGUCCAUUGAGGCAUCUGCGACGUUCACCGUCAUGGAGCCCGAAACCAUGCGGCGGAUGUUCUCUGGUGAGCUGGGCCCCGAUCGCGACUUCUUCAUCUACAGCCGUCACUUCAACCCCACCGUCUUGAACCUCAGCCGUCAGAUGGCUGCGAUCGAGGGUACCGAGGCCGCCUAUUGCACAUCCAGUGGGAUGGCCGCGAUCUCGUCCGUGCUGCUGCAGAUCUGUAGCAGCGGUGGACACGUGGUGGCGUCCAGCUGCCUUUACGGUGGGACCCACGCGCUGCUGACGCACUUCUUUCCGAGGGCGUGCAACAUAACGACGACGUUCGUGGACGUGAGGGAUUUGGAGCAGGUGAGGGACGCGAUCAAGGAAGGGAUAACGAAGGUGUUGUACGUGGAGUCCAUUUCCAACCCGACGCUGACGGUCGCGAAUAUACCGGAGUUGUGUGCAAUCGCGCAUGAGAAGGGCGUGAUGGUGGUGGUGGACAAUACAUUCGCGCCCAUGGUGUUAUCGCCGGCUCGGCUUGGCGCGGACGUCGUGGUUCACAGCAUUUCUAAGUUCUUAAGCGGCGGGGCCGACAUAAUCGCAGGUGUGGUCUGUGGCCCAGCUAGCUUGGUGAAUUCCAUGAUGGACCUUCACCAAGGAGCACUGAUGCUCCUAGGCCCCACCAUGAAUGCGAAGGUUGCGUUCGAGAUUUCCGAGCGAUUGCCCCACCUUGCCAUCCGAAUGAAGGAGCACUGCCACCGUGCGUUGGUCUACGCCACGAGGAUGAAGAAACUCGGGCUCAAGGUCAUAUACCCCGGCCUCGAGGACCACCCCCAGCACGCGCUCCUCAAAUCAAUGGCGAAUUCGGACUAUGGGUUCGGGGGGCUUCUUUGCCUCGACAUGGAGACAGAGGAGAAGGCGAACCGUCUGAUGCACUACUUGCAGAACUUCGCUCAGUUCGGGUUCAUGGCGGUGAGCUUGGGCUACUACGAGACAUUGAUGUCUUGCUCCGGGAGCAGCACCAGCAGCGAGUUGAAUGCUGAGGAGAAGGAGCUCGCUGGUAUUUCGCCGGGCCUUGUGAGGAUGUCUAUUGGAUACAGUGGUACGCUGGAGCAGAGAUGGGGCCAGUUUGAGAAAGCUCUUACCAGGAUGCAACAAGAUGGGGGCGUUUUUAAUAAGAUAUGAAUUCUGAUGGAGUUAUCUUUGGGUGUGAUGUUAAAACUUGUAAAUAAAACCUGAACUUAAGAACCAACGGUUAUAUGUUGGUUGGGCCAGUUGAAAGUCUAUAAAUACCAGUCCUUCACCGUA